This is a messenger RNA of Mesorhabditis belari, 360 nucleotides long. Lineage: Eukaryota; Metazoa; Nematoda; Chromadorea; Rhabditida; Rhabditidae. The record is from the annotation of a GenBank genome assembly.
AUGCCACUUGAGAAAGUUUGUGUGUAUGCUGUUGCUGACGUCAAAAUCUAUCACGACGUGAAAACAGCUUGCACUCAUUUGGGCGGAAUUCCGAUCAAAAUUGAGAGCAUUCUCGAGAAUGCUUUCGCCUUUUCGAGAAUUGAGGAGUUUCACGGAAUCGGCGGCUACAUCGGUGUGGUGAAACAUUUGAACGGAGAUUGGACAUACGCUGAUGGCACCGUGUUGAAAUAUCAAAAUUGGGCUCCAAAUGAGCCAAAUAAUAAACCCCUCUUCGACUGUACUCAUAUGGAGCCAACAACAGGAAAAUGGGAAUCAACUGAGUGUUUCAUUCCGAGACCAUACUUUUGCUCGGUUCAUGUU